AUGCAGGCUUCCAGUGAGGCCUUGCGCAUGUGGCGCACCGAGUCUGGACGUUCCAAGCUCAAAGAGAUGUUGAUGCAACAUGGGAAUUUCAGCGCAGUGGAAUGUGAAAUCGUUCGCAUCCAGAAGACCACCAUGGACAAUUCCAAGCAGGGUGGUUGGGUGACCCGUCACUUUCUCAUCGGGGAAAAACAUUGGACAAAGCCGAUGGUGGAUGCUGCUGUGGAUUGGGCGAAGAACCGAAACCUUUGGAGGGUUAACCCCAUUCAUAAGGAGGAAGAGAUCAAGAUCGUUGUGGAAGACUUUUUCAAGUACACGGAUCAGCAGGCUUAUGAAACUUCCCAACGUGGAACUAUGGAAAUGGAGGAUCCAGAGGGUGCUCUCCUGGAGAGUGGGGAUUUGAUCCCGGAACAGAUGUCCAGGCUUCUUCCGGAAGUUGGGGAUGAUAAGACCCCGGAGGAAGAGGCACAGCCAGGUACAGGGGCCAGUUUCCGGUUGGUGUUCCCGACGCUCCAGCAGAAUUCAUCACCCUUGAGCGUCAUGACGGCUUUCAUGGAAACUCUGGGGCGUAAGAUUGACCAAGCAGAUCGAGAGAAGGACAGGUUGUUGCAAAAGAAGACUGAGAAGGCUGACCAGAUUGUGAAGUCUUUGGCCAACCUGAUCGACCUGCUGAACAAGGGUUACGAUAACCUUUCGAAACUCCAGGGUGAAGCGUUGACGGGCUCGAUUGAGGUUGGUGUCAUCAAACAAGCCAUGAAUGACAUCACGAAGACCGAUGUGGCCAUGAACAAUAUUUUGCUCCGCGGCCAGCCUCAGCGUGCUGACACUGUGAAGGCCGCGAAGCCGAAGGCCUCACCCAAGGUGAAGGCAAAGGCCAAGGACAAAGUCCCCAGAGUCAGAAAGGGAUCAAAGGCAAAGUCUAAGGCCCGUAAGACCCAUCCAAAGACCGAAGCCGAAGGCGAUGAUGAGUCUUGA
This is a messenger RNA of Cladocopium goreaui, 972 nucleotides long. The record is from the annotation of a GenBank genome assembly. NCBI's taxonomy places the organism in Eukaryota, Dinophyceae, Suessiales, Symbiodiniaceae.